Molecule: messenger RNA, 1653 nt
Organism: Trypanosoma grayi
Lineage: Eukaryota; Euglenozoa; Kinetoplastea; Trypanosomatida; Trypanosomatidae
Exons: 1
Coding region: 1-1653 (550 amino acids)
Source: RefSeq, a predicted model, not a curated record
AUGCCUAAUGGUGGUGGUCCGUCUUCAGGACGUUGGGAAUUGGUAUUCACAUCGUUUUCUAAAGUUGAAUUAACAAACGUUCCUCUGACGACCAAUAAGAGCAUGGACUUCNACCUCUCCGCCUCGUACUAUCAUAAAGGAGACCUCAAUCCUGGCUGGCCGGCGACUCUUGAUGCGAAAGCCAAUAUCAUUACAUUCAUGCCUAAUGGUGGUGGUCCUUCUUCAGGACGCUGGGAAUUGGUAUUCACAUCGUUUUCUAAAGUUGAAUUAACAAACGUUCCUCUGACGACCAAUAAGAGCAUGGACUUCAUGGACAUCCGUGCGACCAAUGCGGAUUUUGCUACACUCUAUCCAUAUUACGGUAUGAUCGUCUCGUGGGCACCCAAUCUCCCGAGUGGCACCAUGGCUUCCGACUACAUGCUGGUCCGCUCUUUCAAUGACUGCCGGUACACCACUACAACCUGCACUGACACUGUUGGGUGCUACAGAAUGCUGCCACCCGCUCAUCUUCCCCCUCCAGGCGAAUACUGGCUCUGUGUGACGUCAAAUGGCUGGAAUGACCAAUACCUUCCGUGGGAUUUGAAUUCUCUUGAGGUGAAGCUGCUGUUGGCCACGCCGCUGUACUUGACAGCUGGUAAGGACAGAAAUGUCGUGCUGCAGGAUGCGGAAUCUGUGGUAAAUGUGCCGGGGCGUGUGUUCCUGGUGCGGUGCCCUGGCAACGACUGCCCCCUUGUGACUACUGGCCGUGGGGAAGAUGUGGUGCACCGUGAUGCGUGUGUGAACACCUCCGUCUCGUCGCGUGUGUACCUGUCCGACCUCCGUGUGCUGUCUGCAGAAGCUGGUGUGUACGCUGUGUGUGUCGAUGAUGGUGAUGGAGAGUACACUGCUCCCGCUGCGCUGCCGGUGACGGUGCUGGAGAAACCCUUUGCCUUCAAGAUAACUGCUGACACGGACCAGAACACUGCUACGAUUAAUGUUACUGGUGGUGACCUCGAGUGGCGCAGAGAGCCGUACACUGUGUGCGCUGUGCCGCAGAGUGACACGUGUGAUUCCGUGUCUGCUGGGCCUCGUGUGUGUGAGAAGAGUGGGUCCCCAAAUUCAUCAACUGUGUUUCUGGAUCUCGCCAGCAGGGGAAUGCUUGUUAAGGAUGUGAAGUUCUGCUUCAUCGCAGCCAACAUGACAAUCGGAGGACGCACCUACACGCACAUGCAGGAUGUGCUAGAGGAUGUCUGGGAGGACGUGUGGGAGGAUGAUGGUGAGUCGACCACAGGAAUGUCUGGUGGCGUCAUCGCCGGGAUUGUCAUUGCGGGCAUCGUUUUAUUAAGUGUUCUGGUUGUCGCCGUGGUGUAUGUGUUGCAUCAGCGAAGGAAGAACAGAAGGGAGCCACCAGACUCUGGCACACCACCCUCGCCGACGGUGCCACACUCUGUGCCGAGGGAGUCAAAUCCCCUGACAACUGUUUCGGCCGACACUUCCCCGCACACUUCCCCACCCACGCCUGCUCCUCCCCAAGACGACAGUGCUGUCCAGGUGCCUGUUGUUGAACAAUCCAGCAACACAGUGGAGCGGCACAUGGACCCNGCUGCCCAGGUGCCUGUUGCUGAGCAGCCCAGUAACACAGCGGAACGGCACAUCGACCCCACAAAUAUGUAA